Messenger RNA from Moneuplotes crassus, 312 nucleotides. NCBI's taxonomy places the organism in Eukaryota, Ciliophora, Spirotrichea, Euplotida, Euplotidae. The record is from the annotation of a GenBank genome assembly.
UUUAAUGACAAAACAAAAAGGAAGACCCCCGAAAAUAAGAAGAGAUCCUGCUCUAUAUACUGGGAAACCAAGAGGAAGACCAAGAAAAAACUCUUCUCAGAUUACUGAUCCAAAGCCUAAAAGAGCUAGGGGAAGGCCAAGAAAAGCUCUCUCAAACUCCAUCUUUGCACAAUAUGAUGUAAAAAGUGUCACAGAAAAAUACAACAAGGCCAGAAGAAUUCAACAGAAGAAAAAUGUCAGAGAGCCAAUCAGGUCCCAAAAGAAGGGAUGUUUCCUCAGAUCUAUCCACAGCUUGCUUUAAUAUUAAUUUUC